UCUUUCCUUGCCUAUACUAAGCUCAGCAUCCUCAUCGCUCCUCUCAUCUUCCCGGUUACGAGCAAUCGUAGACUUGGUAGUUGGAAACCUGCAAUGGCUCGAAUGUCGACUGCCGUGGCUGUCCUCAUUCUCUCAGCAGCAUUAUUUGGGUCAGCACUCGGUCAGGCCCCAAGCCCGACCUCAAUGUCCGCACCUAGAUUGGCCCCGAGUCCGAUGUUUGUCCCCAGCCCAGAAUCCAGCUUUGGCCCGGCUCCACCCCCUGGUCCGGACUGCUUUACUAUCCUCCUCAACCUGUCGGACUGCCUUACGUACGUGCAGCCGGGGAGCAACCUGACGGUGCCCGACAAGCCAUGCUGCCCCGAGCUGAAGAACCUCGUGGACAGCAGCCCAGUCUGCCUGUGUAAACUGCUCGGGGAGCCCGAAUCGACAGGGUUCAAUAUAAGCGUCAGCAGAGCCCUCAAGCUUCCCUCAGUAUGUGCUGUUGCCACUCCCCCAGUUAGCUUAUGCUCAGUUUUCGGGAUUCCUGUUGCCGCUCCAAUGGCAAGUGAAGGUCCUUCAGCACCAGGUGGAGAGCCGCCAUCUUCAAUCGCCUCCGCCCCAUCGGGGUCCAAAAGCAGAGCUUCAAGAAGUGUACUCUCAGGAGGAGUCUUCGGAGCUGCAAUUCUUGUUUCGAUGUUCUUCUGAUCCGUAGAGGUUACGAUUUCAUUCUUGUUUUCCCUCAUGAAAUAAUCCUGUUGUCAUGACCAUAUAGUACUUUGCCCUUUCAUUGUGUUUUUGUUCUAAAUUUGUUAUCUGUUGCAUUUUCAGUUUCCCGAUUCUUCUUAGUACUACAGAUAAUUUAGAAAUGAAGUUUCCACUGCAGCUGCCCUUU
Punica granatum (pomegranate) is the source of this 871-nucleotide messenger RNA. The record is from RefSeq and is a predicted model, not a curated record. NCBI's taxonomy places the organism in Eukaryota, Viridiplantae, Streptophyta, Magnoliopsida, Myrtales, Lythraceae.